AUGGCUGCUCCUGCUCCUGCACAGGAAGUGGACGUCCAGGAUCUUGUCGACUCCACUGACCCUCAUCUCACGGACCCUCCCCUUCUUAAGGAUCAUUCAGAAUUCAAAUCUUACAAGAGUCGUGGGUUCGAAUAUCCUGGCAUUCGUGUCUUCUACCGACAACAUGCCAAAGCUGACCAACUACCCAAACCCCCGUUGCCUCUUUUGGUGUUCUUGCAUGGUUUGGGUGGCUCUGUUGCUCAGUUUCACUCUUUGUUGAGUAGUCUUAAAGACGAGGCCCCUUGUCUGGCAAUUGACUACCCCGGAUGCGGCCGGUCUGAGUUCUCGGUCACCGAUUGGGAAGCGUACACAACAGAAGCUCUGGUCGACCUCUUAGACAUCAUAAUCAAUGAUUACCGGGACAAAGAUGCGGGUCAGCGCGUGGUUCUGAUCGGCCAUAGCAUGGGCACUGCUUUGUCUGCGAGACUGGCCAAUGCUAAGCUUUCACGCAGCAGUACCAUUUCGCAAUACGUGGUGGGAUUGGUAGCCAUUUGCCCCGUAGCAGAGCCUUUCAAUGAGCGGCACACACAGUUAGCAAGGAGGGCCUUGUGGAUUCCAGAUUGGUUGCUCAACUUAUGGCGAGCUUGGGAUGGUUGGGGUGGCUCCGAAAGUGCAAGUGUGAAGCGUUUCGUUGGUGAGAGUGCCGAUGAAGCCACUCGAAAACUACAGUAUCGCUUCAACAGGCAAAGCCGUACACCGGUCUGGAGGCGUAUGGCAAACGGCGCGCUACCAGUCUACAACGAUGGCUUGCCCACAGGCGGUAUCCCAACUCUGGACACUUGGGCAGGGCUGGAUAUCCCCGUGUUCCUGAUAGCUGGUGAGAAAGACAACGUUGUCUCGCCAAAAGAAGCCGAUAAGAUCGUGAAAGUCUUGGGCUCCGAAAGGACAUCUCCAGCAUCGGAAGGCGAGAGCGAGACGAACGAUGCCACUGUUGAAGCUGCUGCUUCUGCUGAUACUUCAACACGAUCAAACGACCAUCGCCCUCAAACUAUUGAGGAAAUCACAGAAGACGACUUCACAAAGGUCAAAGACCCAAGCAUUGUGACACCCCCUGAGGGUGGCAGUCAUACUGAUCCUUCCACUCCGAACGAGAACAUGACCGAGACUAAGCUGCCUCCACAACCGGAUCACCCUAAGAAGGUUGUUCGGUCUGUCAUAAUGCCCGCCCCUGCAACACACGCUGUGUUGUAUACGCCUUGUUCGGUCCGAGCUGUCGCCGGCUUGAUUUCCGAAUUCCUUGCUACGAAUGUCACAGAAAGAUUAUCUCUUGCCUGGCAAUUGCAAUACCUUUCCCGUGAAGGAAAAUGGGACGUCAAAAACCUCAACAAAUGGAAAUCCGUCAAUCCCGUAUCUGACCCGAUUGGACCUGCGGGGAAGCCGGUUUUCCGCGCCCUCAAAACGCUGCGUGAAGCGGAUGAUGUGCAUUGUCCGCAGGAAUUUGUUGCAAAAUGGGGCUCUAUUGUGAAAGAUGUUAUUGACAUCUCAAAAGAUCAGCCUGUUUACGACCCUCGUGGGCUCGACAGGGCUGGUAUACAUUACCAUAAGUUUCCGACCGUCUCAAAGAUCCCACCGCUACCAAAUGAGGUCGAGGCUUUCAUUAAGCUAGUUGAUGAGCUCCGCGAGAAGCAAGCUGAGCGAGCCGUCACAGAGGAAUGGGAAGAUCCAGAGAACUGCGUCAUUGGAGUCCACUGUCAUUAUGGCUUCAACCGUACGGGAUACUUUAUUGUGUGUUAUCUCGUUGAGCGGUGUGGAUUUGAUGUUGAAGAAGCUAUCAAGACAUUUGCCGAAGCGAGGCCUAAUGGGAUUCGUCAUUCACACUUCAAGGAUAGACUUUAUAUGCGCUAUAGCGUCUGA
Molecule: messenger RNA, 1893 nt
Organism: Fusarium coffeatum
Lineage: Eukaryota; Fungi; Ascomycota; Sordariomycetes; Hypocreales; Nectriaceae
Exons: 1
Coding region: 1-1893 (630 amino acids)
Biological process (GO): dephosphorylation
Molecular function (GO): protein tyrosine/serine/threonine phosphatase activity
Source: RefSeq, a predicted model, not a curated record